AUGCCCAUAUUGGCGCCGCCGCGACCCGCCACACAGGUGGUGCCCACUGAGGUGUACCGCAGCUCGUCGACCAUACAGAUACGCUUCCGGAAGAACUAUUUCUCGGACCAGAACGGACAGGUGCGCAUGUACACGAUCAUUGUGGCCGAGGACGAUGCCAAGAAUGCCUCCGGCUUGGAGAUGCCCAGCUGGCUGGAUGUACAGUCGUAUAGCGUCUGGUUGCCCUACCAGGCCAUCGAUCCUUAUUACCCGUUCGAGAAUCGUUCCGUUGAGGACUUUACUAUCGGCACCGAGAACUGUGACAACCAUAAAAUCGGCUACUGCAAUGGACCCCUCAAAUCCGGCACCACCUAUCGCGUCAAGGUGCGCGCCUUCACCGGACCCGACAAGUUCACCGACACGGCCUACAGUUUUCCCAUACAAACCGAUCAAGACAACACCUCGCUGAUUGUGGCCAUUACGGUGCCGAUGACCAUAAUCCUGGUGCUGCUGGUCACGUUGGUUUUCUACAAGCGACGUCGCAACAAUUGCCGCAAGACCACCAAGGACUCGCGUGCCAAUGAUAACAUGUCCCUGCCGGACAGCGUCAUCGAACAGAAUCGGCCCAUUCUGAUUAAGAACUUUGCGGAACAUUAUCGCCUGAUGUCCGCCGACUCGGACUUCCGUUUUAGCGAGGAGUUCGAGGAGCUGAAGCAUGUCGGCCGGGAUCAGCCCUGCACAUUCGCCGACCUGCCCUGCAAUCGGCCCAAGAAUCGCUUCACCAACAUUCUACCCUACGAUCAUUCGCGCUUCAAGCUGCAGCCCGUCGACGAUGACGAGGGCUCCGACUAUAUCAAUGCCAACUAUGUGCCCGGCCACAAUUCGCCACGCGAAUUCAUUGUCACCCAAGGACCGUUGCAUUCCACGCGCGACGACUUCUGGCGCAUGUGCUGGGAGAGCAACUCGCGGGCGAUUGUCAUGCUGACACGCUGCUUCGAGAAGGGCCGCGAAAAGUGCGAUCAAUACUGGCCCAACGAUACGGUGCCCGUGUUCUACGGCGAUAUCAAGGUGCAAAUACUCAACGACAGCCACUACGCCGACUGGGUCAUGACCGAGUUCAUGUUGUGUCGGGGCAGUGAGCAGCGCAUAUUGCGUCACUUCCAUUUCAUUACAUGGCCCGAUUUCGGCGUACCGAAUCCUCCACAGACGCUGGUGCGUUUCGUGCGCGCGUUCCGGGAUCGCAUCGGUGCCGAGCAGCGUCCCAUUCUGGUGCACUGCAGCGCUGGCGUUGGCAGAUCGGGCACCUUCAUCACAUUGGAUCGCAUUCUGCAGCAGAUCAAUACGUCCGACUAUGUGGACAUUUUCGGCAUAGUCUAUGCCAUGCGCAAGGAGCGCGUUUGGAUGGUGCAAACGGAGCAGCAAUACAUUUGCAUACACCAGUGCCUGCUGGCGGUGCUCGAGGGCAAGGAGAACAUUGUCGGUCCCGCCCGAGUCAUGGACGACAACGAGGGCUUUGAAGGCGCAGAUGCUCAGCUGGAGGAGCAUGGCGCGAUCGUGGCCACCAUCGAGGAUCAUCUGCAGCUGCAGCUGCAACAGGCCGAGGCGGAGGCCAUUGACGACGCGAAUGCCGCAAUUAUCCACGACGAUCAGCAGCCCCUCACGAGCAGCUUCGGGGUCGGCGUCGGCGUCGGGGUGGGUCUGGGUCUGGGUCUGGGUUUGGGUCAUGGUAUGGCAACGAACUCGAUGAGCUCGUUCGGCGUGGUCGAGGGGCCGGACAGAUGACAUUCGGCGGCGGUCAAUCAGAGCGAGAACAACAAUUCGGUUGUGAUUGUUCUGGUUGACAACAAGCCCAGCUCGAUGAUCUGCAAGGAGGGCAGCCGUGUCGACAUCGAUUCGCAGGGCAGAGAGCCGGCUGGCAAGACCUUGGGCAAUGGCUACAAUACGCUCCAGCACAGACGCAAAUCGCAGUUGAUCACAUUCAGCGCCAGCUCCUGUGAUAUCAAGAACAGUCUCAGCCACGAGCUAAUCCCAACCGUUGGUCGGAACAAUGUGCGCUUGAGCUUUGCCGAGGAGGAGCCCAAGCCGGAUGAGGAUGUCUAUCGGCGACGCUCGCUCGAGCUGGGCGUGGAGCUGCAGCUGAAGGAGCAAAUGGCUGAGGAGCAGCAGCGACACGAACAGGAUGAGGAGGAGGAGGAUGAGGAGGUGCCGGAAGAUGUGCUCUACAUGCACGACGAAUUCGAGACGCACAUCGACACCAAAUCGAACAACGCGAACGAUGACAGCGGCGGCGGCAGCUACGAGGAUUCGCAUGCGCUGCACAGCUCGCUCGGCGGCAGCAAUCGCAACAGCUUGGAGAAGGACGACGAUGACAUCGAGGUGGAUGUCAUCAGCACCGAUGUCAGCUGCUAUGACCAGCUCCUGGGCAAUUCCUCGGCUCCCGCCGAUCACGAUCACGAUCACGAUGCGGAGGAGGAGGACAUUGCCACGCUCAUCGGCGAUGCGGAUGGCUACAGCAAGCUGGGGGGCAAGUUGGGGGUCACAGGUGUCGCAACUGGUUCUGGGUCUGGUCUAGGUCUUGGUCUGGGGGGUGUGUCCAAUCUGGCUGCACUGGAGGCAGCUGCUGGCGGCGGCGGCGGCGGCGGCGGCAACGGUGGCAUCAUCUAUGCCAAUCCUUUCAUGGGUUUGUAAUAUUUCACGCAAUCUCUCUCUCUCUGUCUACCUCUCUCUCA
Drosophila novamexicana is the source of this 2708-nucleotide messenger RNA. RefSeq names its product tyrosine-protein phosphatase 10D (gene Ptp10D). The transcript is spliced from 6 exons. Lineage: Eukaryota; Metazoa; Arthropoda; Insecta; Diptera; Drosophilidae. The annotation marks the transcript as partial. The record is from RefSeq and is a predicted model, not a curated record. Gene Ontology annotation, molecular function: protein tyrosine phosphatase activity. Gene Ontology annotation, biological process: protein dephosphorylation.